This is a messenger RNA of Daucus carota subsp. sativus, 1844 nucleotides long. RefSeq names its product sesquiterpene synthase 2-like. Bases 28 to 1710 code for a protein of 560 amino acids. Gene Ontology annotation, biological process: diterpenoid biosynthetic process. The transcript has 7 exons. NCBI's taxonomy places the organism in Eukaryota, Viridiplantae, Streptophyta, Magnoliopsida, Apiales, Apiaceae. Gene Ontology annotation, molecular function: terpene synthase activity; magnesium ion binding. The record is from RefSeq and is a predicted model, not a curated record.
CAUUCCAUCAGUCCAUCUUGCUAUCUUAUGUAUAGAAAGUUUCCUUCUCUAGAUAUGGCUAUGUAUGUUAAUUCAGCAGAUUUUCAUCCAAGCAUCUGGGGAGACAAAUUCCUGAUCCUCUCCACUAACUCAGCUGUUCAGAAAACUGAUGUUGAUUUCAAAGAGGAAGAAAAGCUCCAACUGCUAAAACAAGAAGUGAAGAAGAUGCUGAUGGCCGGAGACACGCCUCAACAAAAGUUGUUAUACUUGAUUGAUGACAUUCAACGUCUGGGGUUGUCUUACCACUUUGAAACUGAGAUUGAAAGAUCAUUGCAGCAUGUCAAGGAUAGCUUUCUCGAAUAUUACGGCACAAAGAAUCAUGAUAAUUUACAUGAUGUUGCACUAAGUUUUCGCUUACUUAGACAAGAAGGGCAUAAUGUUUCUUCUGAUGUAUUCUCCAAAUUCCGGGACAGGGAUGGGAAGUUCCAGGAGAAAUUGGUUAAGGAUGUGAGAGGAAUGCUAAGUUUAUUUGAAGCUGCACAACUUACAGUGCAUGGAGAAAAUAUACUUGAAGAUGCUCUGGAAUUUACCACCUCUCACCUUAAAACCUAUCUCAAUUCCGACGCAAAUGUUCCUCUAGCAGACCUUGUUUGUCGUGCACUGAAGUAUCCCCUGCGUAAGAGUUUCAAUAGAAUGGUGGCAAGGCAUUACAUUUCGAUCUACCACAAAUUUGAUUGGCAUAGGCAUGUUCUUUUGGAUAUGGCAAAAUUGGACUUUUACCUAGUGCAAAAGGUUCAUCAAGAGGAGCUAGGUUAUAUCACAAGGUGGUGGAUAGAUCUUGAUUUCACAAAUAAACUUCCUUUUGCAAGAGAUAGAGUUGUGGAAUGCUUCUUCUGGAUAUCAGGGGUGUACUUUGAACCCCUAUAUGCUGCGGCCCGAAAAUUUCUAACGAAAGUUAUCUGUUUAACAUCCAUAAUUGAUGACAUAUAUGAUGUCUAUGGAACUCCCGAAGAGCUUUUGCAGCUCACUGAUGCAAUUGAUAAAUGGGAUAUCAGUGUCUUAGAUCAGCUGCCGGAGUACAUGGGACAUGCUUAUAAACCUUUACUGGAUACUUUUGCUGAAGCCGAAGAGAUGAUGGCAAAGGAAGGACUACCAACAUACGGUGUUGAAUAUGCUAAAGAAGCUUUUAAAAAGUUGACAGUAUCAUAUAAUGAUGAAGCUAAAUGGCUUCAGGCCCAGUACAUCCCAACCUUUGAGGAGUACAUGAGUGUUGCAAUUUUUUCUGGAGGAACCCAAAUGCUAAUAGUCUCAAGCUUCCUGCUAAUGGGUGACGUUGCAACUAGGGAAGUAUUCGAGUGGCAUUCUAAAGAUCCCUUAAUUAUUAUGGCCUCAGCGGCCAUUGGUAGACUCAUGAACGACAUUGUAGGACAUGAGGUCGAAAGAAAGAGACCACAUAUACCAUCAGCUGUCGAGUGCUACAUGAAAUCACAUGAUGUUACAAAAGAAGCUGCUUAUGCUGAGCUAAGGAAAUCUGUUUUAAAUGCAUGGAAAGAUAUGAAUGAGGAAUGCCUCCGUUCAGAAGCACCUCCAAAGGAGUUGCUCGAAAGAAUUUUUAAUCUAACCCGUGUGACGAACUUUCUUUAUGCUAACGGGCAUGACGGAUACACAGAUUCCUCAACCCUCACCAAAGAUAUGAUAACCUCGCUUCUCGUAGAUCCGAUUACAGCGUAAAGCUUAAUUCUGGAACUAAUGAAGCUCAUGCAGAGUUACCAUGCGCAUGCAGUUUGUUGUUUUCUUAUUAUAAUAUAUUUGUGAAUAGAGAGCAAGGGUUAUUCCUGUCCUUGUCUCUCGUUGUUAGGAUGGAU